Molecule: messenger RNA, 1044 nt
Organism: Drosophila ficusphila
Lineage: Eukaryota; Metazoa; Arthropoda; Insecta; Diptera; Drosophilidae
Gene: Tfb4
Product: general transcription factor IIH subunit 3
Exons: 5
Coding region: 59-958 (299 amino acids)
Biological process (GO): regulation of DNA-templated transcription; nucleotide-excision repair
Cellular component (GO): transcription factor TFIIH core complex; transcription factor TFIIH holo complex
Source: RefSeq, a predicted model, not a curated record
GGCACCCUACUUAAAAAUCGACCUUUGCGCAUCUCUACCGAUAACAUUGCCGGCGAAAAUGGAAGCGGACCAAGCAGCAAGCAAAGAAUCCGAGACAUGCAUCGAUCUCCUGGUGAUCGUGCUGGACACGAAUCCCUCGCAGCACAUAGUGCGCCAGAACCCACAGAACCUUACCCAAAUCCUGGAGGCGGUGAUUGCCUUCGGAAACGCGCAUCUCAUGCAAAAGGCCCAAAACAAACUGGCUGUGUUAUCCUGCUCCCAUCAUGCCACAAAUUUCCUGUAUCCGCUGCCUAGGAGGCAAGUGGAACUGCGUCAAGUGGAUGGACAGUAUGAAGCGUUUAGUUUAGUGGAAAAGACAGUAAAACAGCAGCUCGGCAGCAUUCUUAUGAAUGCUCCACGUCUCAGUGCUCCUUGUGAGAGUCUCCUGGCUGGCAGUAUGUCCAUGGCCCUGUGUUAUAUAUCUAGGCUCCAAAGGAAUGUAGCACCUGGCGUUAAGAUGCAUUCCCGCAUCCUGGUCCUGACCGGCAGCAACGAGUGCGCCUCCCAGUACAUGACUUUCAUGAACGUCUUCUUCACCGCCCAGAAACUAGGCAUUGUGAUCGAUACCUGCGCAUUGGACAAGACACUAAGUUUGCUCCAGCAAGGCUGUGAUAUUACCAACGGUCAGUUCCUGAAGGUCACCCAGUUGGACGGGCUGCUACAAUACCUACUGUGGGUCUUCCUGCCCGCCCCGCAAAUCCGUCACAAGUUGGUCCUGCCACCACCGCCAAAGGUGGACUACCGGGCCUCAUGUUUCUGCCACCGUGAGCUCAUUGAUAUUGGUUAUGUUUGUUCGGUUUGUCUUUCGGUCUUCUGCAAAUAUAGUCCAAUUUGCACCACAUGUCACACAAUUUUCAAGAAUCCAGGACCUCUGCCAAUCAAGGCUAAAAAGAAAAAGAAGACCGAUAAGCAAAUGUAAUUCUGGUAGUUCCAAAUACUGCUCACCGAAAGAAGCAGUACGAUAAAUAUAAGGUAUUUUUUAAUUAAAAGAAGGCAUUACAUUAA